Molecule: messenger RNA, 1785 nt
Organism: Melampsora larici-populina 98AG31
Lineage: Eukaryota; Fungi; Basidiomycota; Pucciniomycetes; Pucciniales; Melampsoraceae
Exons: 3
Coding region: 1-1785 (594 amino acids)
Source: RefSeq, a predicted model, not a curated record
AUGGCUCCACCAUUUCCUUCCCAAAUCAACAGCUUGGCAACAGCUCCAACCAACGAUGAGAUCGAGAUCUUAAACUCAACACGCUUGACAAAUCAACACGCAAAUCUUCGCCAACAGGUUCAUAUUGAUCCGGCCCACCGCAAUAUGGAUCAUCGUCGCAAUCCAACAGCCACAAACUUGGUAGCGGCAGAUCAAGCUAGAGGUAUGUUAACCUUUUAUUCCAUAUCUGUGUUCUUCGAUCAAAUGCUGACAAUUUUUUCCAUCCUUUUGCAUCAAGCUUUGACUAACUCGAUCUACCAGGUGCGUGAAAUCCGACGUGAAAGGUUUGCUGCAGCACAGGGUGUUGAGAACUCUGAAAUUGCUCAUCGUGACCCCAUGCUGGACCAUCGCGAGGCGCCUAUUCACAGGACCGGAAACUUCAGCAGUGCUCUGGCCGACCCUCAACAGUGUGGAGCUAGACCCACCUACCACCCUACAUGUGGCCUCCUUCAAGUUGGAUUGGGACGUCUCACUGUCCCUUCACCACCUCCAAAGCCGCACCAAGUUCAAAUGAAUCCUCGAGUCAUACCUGAUCAGCGUCCCACCGAGUUACCAGUGAAAAUGGUCACCCUCCGACUCUUUCACGAGGCUUAUUUUCAUGGGCCAAAGGACACAAAUCGUCCUUCAACUAGCAGAUCUUCAUCUAGAAAAGCCACUGAAAAAUUCGUAUGGAACUGUGACAAAACCGACAAGAACGAUACCGGACCUGAGAAUUGCAUCACAAUCGAUUUAAAUCAUAUAACACCUCAAGCUGUGAUCGACUUGAUGGUGGGAUCUCUCAACCAUCUACAAGCCGGUCUUGGUACCUACUUAAUCAACGUCUCUGCACCUCAGUCAGUUACUUGGCUUGGUGUCAGUCUCACACCAAAAUGUCACUUCCGCGAUCAGAAAUACAACCUUCAAAACAGCAUUGAAUGGAACAGUUUCAAAGGACUAGCCGAUCAUUCCACUCAAGCUAGCUCUGCUGGACUUUUGGCUCAAAUGGCAAAUCCCGAUGUUCAGAUUGCUGCCGCACAAAGAAAAGAAAAGAGAGGGAAUUACUUAGGUUCUUGGAAUACUCAACGAGCUGUUGUGAAUAAUCAGCCAAGUGGUUCAGCAGCCGCUUUGUCAAUUACCACCGAAAACUCACCUUCGGUUGUCACUGCGGCUUUAAAAGCUCAACUCACUAAGAACGGUACUGAACAAUGUCGAUACAGAGAUCCCAUCGAUAACAAGAAAUGGUCAAUCAUGACUCCUCGCAAGAUCAAAAUCUGGGUUGAUCAAAUUAUUGCAGCACAUAACAAUGGGCGCACGGACGUUGAUAUAUACACUCCUCCCAAAGAACCUGCAUUCAAGACUUUUCUCAACGGAAAAGUUCCUCCGGGCUAUGUGGAGUUUCCAAAUGAUCCCCCACCAGCAGGGUUCAUGGCUUUGGCUCCAACACCUUUGGCACCACCAACAUUCCCCUUGGCGGCCCCAACUCAAGUACUUGAUGAUUGUAUUUAUCAAAAGAAGUAUUCUGGAAACAUGGAAGACUUCUUAGAAUACGCGGAAUUCCUUCCAAGUGAUACUAGCUUGAGGGCGAGCUUGAGUCAGGCUCAUUACACUCGGUGGAGUGAUCUCAAGCCAACCACCGAUAUGAACCUUGCCAAAUUGAACCGAAUUGGAAUCCCUCCAGGCGAUGCAAGCCAUUUAAUGGCUUGUGCAGUUAGGUAUCAGGGAUUCUUGAUGGCAAAACUUGCUGCUAUUGAUGCGCAACAGCUUUGA